Messenger RNA from Oryctolagus cuniculus (rabbit), 3200 nucleotides. RefSeq names its product olfactory receptor 1f45-like. Lineage: Eukaryota; Metazoa; Chordata; Mammalia; Lagomorpha; Leporidae. Gene Ontology annotation, molecular function: G protein-coupled receptor activity; olfactory receptor activity. Gene Ontology annotation, biological process: G protein-coupled receptor signaling pathway. Gene Ontology annotation, cellular component: membrane. The record is from RefSeq and is a predicted model, not a curated record.
GAAAAAUACUUGAAAAAGAACAGUAAUCAGACUGGCAGCAUACUUGCUUCUCAUCAACAAUAUUAGAUGAUAAGAAACAAGGAAACCACAAUCAAGUGUACGGGAAACAUGAAAAAUGCUAAUAUAUACAACGAUCAAGGAAGUUUAUUGCUUUGUGAACCUUGACACCAUGGCAACUUGCUUUGUAAGGCGUGUCAGCCAAGAAAGCAAUGAAGAGAGCCUGCUAGUGAGAUGGAAGUUACAGGAUCCUGUAACUUAAUUAUGGCUAUGGCAUCCAGUCAGCUUUGCUGUAUUCUGUUGGUUAGAAACAUGCCAGAAGAGGAGAUUGCACAAAGAUGUGACUACCAAGGCCUGAGAACCAUGGAGGCUGGGAGUCUUCCUGUCACGGAAGCCAUAGAAGGCCUAGUGGUGCAGAUGGUAAAUGUGUAUGCAGAUGCAUUAAUGUGUGUAGAUAUAUAUUGUAAAUGCAAACAUACACGUCUACAUGCAUAUAUAGUACUUCUAUAUUAGAAAAAUAAAAGAAAUUAGAAGGCUUAUGAAGGCAGUGUUAUUUGGAAGAGUUGAUAAAGUAUUAGAAGAGAACACUUAUUUUUUUUGAAUCUGAAGAAUAUGGUAGAAUAGAGCAUGGGACGGUUGGAUGAUCAUGGCACACAUGUGGCUCUGCUGUAGGUAAUGUUCAUUCAGGUAUAAUCACACAAAGGUUCUCUACGGACUUGCAUUCUCACCUGGAAGACUUAACCAUGGUGAUAAGCCAGAAUUUAUGUGUCUUCAACCUUGGCCACAUGCAAGUGACGGUACAGCUUUCAGAAGUCUGGUCAGGGUACAGGGUAAGGAGGGGAAGAGACGUUGAGUGUAAAGUUGGUGGAACAAGAAAUAUAGAUCUAAGUACACCAAAGAACUAAAAUAAUAAUCAAAAAUUGGGGAAAGGAGAGAAGAGUGGGAAUAAUGUAAUAAAGAUAAAACUAUCUUUUAUAGAGAGCCAAAAAAAUCUUAAAUCUAUAAAAAAUAGAUGAAUAAGAAAGCAGCAUAUUAUUUAGAGACAUAGAGUUUAAACAUGGAGGUAGGCAAGCCUAGAGUAAUGGAUCCCUCUUUAAUUAUAUACUCUCUGAAACAUAUACUCGACUAUUUUAAAAUUAUUUCCCUCGUGUUCAUAUAGAAAUAUAGUAUUUCAUAAAAGUAUCUUCUUGAAAUAUUUAUUUGAGAGAGAAUUAGAGAGGGAAAGACAGGUAUUUAUUUAUUUGAUAGAGUUAGAGAGGGAGACAGAGAGAAAGGUCUUUCAUUCACUGGUUCAUUCCCCAAAUGGCUGCAAUGGCCAGAGCUGGGCUGAUCUGAAGCCAGGAGCCAGGAGCUUCUUCCAGGUCUCCCUCUUGGGUGCAGGGUCCCAAGCACUUGGGCCAUCUUCCACUGCUUUCCCAGGCCAUAGCAGAGAGCUGGAUCAGAGGAGGAACAGCCGGGACUAGAACUCGCACCCAUAUGGGAUUCCAACACUACAGCUGGAGGCUUAGCCUACUAUACCACAGUGUCAGCCCCAAAAGUAUCUUUAUUUCUAUCAGAAACCUCAGAAGUUACCUCUUCGAUACACCUGAUAUUCUGCUUGUUGGGAAAAUGUUAACUGAAAAAAUGUGAGAAUCCCAUCCACUGGCAGAUUAUAUUAUUUAUUAAAUAUUAAUCAUAGGGCUGGUGUUGUGGCACAGUGGGUUAAGCUGAUGCUAACGAUGCCAUCAUCCCAAAUCAGAGCAUCAGUCUGAGUCCCAGCUGUCAUGCUUCUGAUCCAGCUCCCUACUAACGCACCUGAGAAAGCAGCAGAUGAAGGCCCAAGUGCUUGGGGUCCUGACUCCCGUGUGGGAGAUCUAGAUGGAGUCCUGGCUCAGUUCCAGGGAUAGCAGCCAUUUAUGGAGUGAACCAGUGGAUGGAAGAUCUGUUUCCCUCUGUGUGUCUCUCUUUUUCUCUGUCACUCUUUCAAAUAAAUAUUAUUAAAAGAGAAUUCAUCAUGAAUAAAUCAGUGAUACUAUUAAUCACUACUCUCAUUCCAGAAAACCCUGCCAAAGAACAAAAUGAGCCUCUUGAUAUUUUGUUCUUCUUGAAGUUAGGACCGGAUGCUCACCCUGGUGGCCCAUCUGAGAUGCAGAGACUCUGGGGUCUCACUGCGCCUUGACUUCCUUCUUUCCUUUUCCAACUCCGCUCCUCCCUGUGUCCAGAUGAAGCAGACAUGGAGGAUGGCCACUAGGAACAGGACGGAAGUGACUGAAUUUAUCCUACUGGGCUUGUCCAGCCGGCCAGAGAUGCAGCCAAUUAUUUUUGGAACUGUCCUUACCAUGUACCUGGUUGCAGUUAUGGGCAAUGCUCUCUUGGUGACUGUUGCUUGCUCAGACCCCAGGCUUCAGACCCCCAUGUAUUUUCUUCUCGGCCAGCUUUCCUUCAUUGACAUAUCUCUGACAACCAUCACUGUUCCUCAGAUGCUGGUGCACACCUUGUCUGUGAGUCGCACCAUCUCCUAUAACUGCUGCAUCAUCCAGUUGUUCUUCUUUAUGGCUGUGGGAAGCAUGGAAGGCCACUUGCUGGCAGCCAUGGCAUAUGACCGCUAUGUUGCCAUUUGUGACCCUUUAAGAUACUCUGCCAUUGUCAGCCACCCCCUGUGUCUGCGUAUAACAUUGACCUCAUGGGUGGUUGUCAGCCUCAACAGCCUCCUUUAUACCAUGCUCAUCACCCGCUUAACCUUCUGUGGCAACCGAGUCACCCAUUUCUUUUGCGACAUCACUCCCCUGCUGCAGCUGUCCUGCACCCGACCGAUGGUCAGUGAAAUGCUGAUAUUCACUGAGGGUAUAGCUGUGGUGGUCAGCCCCUUCUUCUUCAUUUUGGGUUCCUACGCCCGCAUUGGUGUUGCCAUAGCUCGCAUGCGCUCAGUUGCUGCCCUGCGCAAAUCUCUCUCCACCUGCAGCUCCCACAUCCUGGUUGUGCUGCUCCUGUAUGGCUCUGUGAUUCGCAUGUAUCUCCGACCAUCCUCUAGCUAUGACUUGCAUCAGGAUCGCCAGGUUGCCAUUUUCUACACAGUGGUUACCCCUAUGUUAAACCCGCUCAUUUACAGCCUCAGGAACCAGGAGGUUAAAGAAGCUCUGCAAAGGCUGUGUAAGAAACUCUGCAGCUCAGGAAACCUCCAGCCUGGAUCCCAAGCAAGCAAGGAAUGGCAGCGCCUCUCCUGA